CCGGAGGCUCGUCAGGAGGAAGGAGGGAGCGCGUGUGACUCUUCGUCAGACACCUGCUAGUGACCACUUCCUGACCGCUGGACACGUUAGUGGGAAGGAUUCGAGCAGGAACUUUGGAGAGAGCGAUGGCUGAGAGGGACGACUGUGCGCUGGAGAAGCCGCGGAUCCAGUCAGAGAUCAGGAAGUCCUCCAAGCCGAUCAUGGAGAAGCGGAGACGCGCGCGCAUUAACGAGAGUCUGGGCCACCUGAAGACCCUCAUCCUGGACGCGCUCAAGAAAGACAGCUCCAGACACUCCAAACUGGAGAAAGCCGACAUCCUGGAGAUGACUGUGAAGCACCUGAGGAACCUGCAGAGGCUGCAGAUGACAGCUGCUGUGACCUCUGACCCCGGCAUCAUGGGCAAAUACAGAGCAGGCUUCAGCGAGUGUGUCGGAGAAGUCACUCGGUUCCUCUCCACCUGCGAAGGAGUCACCGCCGAGGUGAGGACUCGGCUCCUCAGCCACCUGGCCUCCUGUGUCACCCAGAUCAACGGAGUGAACUUCUACGCCCCCCACCCCGCGGGACUCCCACAGACCCCGCCCUACUGCGCCGUGUCUCCUCAGAACCCUUGCAAAAGCGGCCCCUCAUUGCAAGCCUCUCCAGAAGCCAUGAAGGUGUACGGAGGUUUUAAGGUGGUGCCCACGCCGGACGGACAGUUUGCUUUCCUGGUGCCCAGCGCCGCGCUCUCACCUGCACAGAGCUGUCACAUGUCCCCGCUGGCCCCUCCCCUGACCUCUGACUCCGUGUGGCGGCCCUGGUGAGACGCAGAAAUGAAAGGACUUUGUACAUAAAGAGAUUGUUUUGUUAUACGGAUGCUACUUCCUUUACUUUUGUAAAAGCACAAAUGUUUACCUCUUGAGGUAAAUAUGUUUGAA
Messenger RNA from Synchiropus splendidus (mandarinfish), 914 nucleotides. RefSeq names its product transcription factor HES-1-like. The record is from RefSeq and is a predicted model, not a curated record. The coding region runs from base 126 to 800 and encodes 224 amino acids. Lineage: Eukaryota; Metazoa; Chordata; Actinopteri; Syngnathiformes; Callionymidae. Gene Ontology annotation, biological process: regulation of transcription by RNA polymerase II; anterior/posterior pattern specification; regulation of neurogenesis. Gene Ontology annotation, molecular function: protein dimerization activity; RNA polymerase II cis-regulatory region sequence-specific DNA binding; DNA-binding transcription factor activity, RNA polymerase II-specific. The transcript has 4 exons. Gene Ontology annotation, cellular component: nucleus.